CAUGUUAUACACUUGUUACCCCAAAACCACAAAGAUCAGCUUUUUCGCUGUAGGAUAAGCUCAUAAAAUUUAUAACACCAAAACAGAGAGAAAAAGCCAAUGGAACCACAGCGAGCAUCAUUAGCUCUUUCACUCAUCAUCUUCAACCUCCUCCUCAGCACCACAAACCAAUACCCUUCAUGCCAAUCCACCUGCGGCUCCCUCCACCUUAGCUACCCCUUCGGCUCCGGCCCCGGCUGCGGCUCCCCAACCUUCCAACCCUACAUAACUUGCAAAACAACCACCAAGCAGCUCCUUCUGACCACUCACACCGGAUCAUACCCCAUCACCUCCAUCUCCUACUCCACCAACACCCUAACCCUAACACCACCCUCCAUGUCCACCUGCACCUCCAUGCAACCCUGCCCCUCCAACCUGGGCCUAGACUGGGCCAGCCCGUUCCAGCUCGGCCCAUCAACUUUCAUCCUCCUCUCCUGCCAACCCCCUACCUCCUCUCUCACCCUCAAAGACUCCUCCUCCCCAAUCUGCGACCCCUCCUACUCCCACCUCUGCGCGGCCAUCUACACGUGUCCCUCCGUCACGGGCCUUAACCUCCCUCUCUUCCCUCCCACCAACACUUGCUGUGUCUACUCCCCUGGAAACCUAGACGCCAAGGGCGAGCUAGACCUCCGGGGGCUCAAGUGUAAGGGAUACACCUCCGUCGUGUCGCUCGGGGAUUACCCAACCGACCCGAACAAGUGGGAGUAUGGGGUGGCGCUGAAGUAUAACCACGGAGGCGAGUUGGAUGGUGGCAUCGUUGAGACGAACUGCAAGAGUUGUGAGAUGAGUGAUGGCGUUUGUGGUUAUGCUACUUCUGAUCAUUCGUUUCUUUGUGUUUGUAAAAAUGGCGACUACAACACCACUUUGGAUUGUUCUUCUGAUAAUUACAGUGGCGUUCAAGAACAAGGUGUCAUAUGGAGUCCGGAAUCUGGCUCUGAUUUACCAGCUUCUUCAGCUUGGAAAAUAUGGUUUGGGCUCUUGGCUCUGGCUGAGCUGAUCAUUUUAAUAGCUUGAGAGAGAUGGCUUUGGUUGGGAAAUUGGAUUAUUCCUCUGCUUGUUUUUAUCUUUGUAAGCUGUACUAUAAGAGGACUUUGAAGGACUUCAAAGCAGUGAAUUAUUUGUGAAGGGAAAAAGCAGAGAAAGUAAUAAUAAAAUUGUCAAAUGGAAAGAGAAGUGGAAUAAAGGUGUGAGCAAAAGCACCAGCAUCUUGUAACCAAAAAAAAAAAAAAAGCACCAGCAUCUUGUGCACAUAUAGGAUGUGACAUCCUCCACUUUAAAG
Messenger RNA from Rosa chinensis, 1318 nucleotides. RefSeq names its product wall-associated receptor kinase-like 20. The record is from RefSeq and is a predicted model, not a curated record. The coding region runs from base 100 to 1053 and encodes 317 amino acids. Lineage: Eukaryota; Viridiplantae; Streptophyta; Magnoliopsida; Rosales; Rosaceae. Gene Ontology annotation, molecular function: polysaccharide binding. The transcript has 2 exons.